AUGGCGCGGACGAUGGGAGUGGCAGUGCUCUCCGUGGCAGUUUCUCGGUCAUGUGAUGUGCUUCAUGGGGAGGCGAACCAGCAGCGCAGCCUCACGCAGCGCCAGGCGGAUGGAUCCUACCUGAAGAAGCCCUUCGGGCCGGCGGUGUCCUACGCCAAGGCCCUCCGGGAAGCGGGUCAAGCCAAGGAGGAGGAUGCCGCGGUGAUGGCAGACAUCCUGAAGAUCAAGUCCUUCUACGAAGAUGAGACCAUCUUCGAGGAGCUCAGCCUGGUGCAGAACGACUUCAACCUCACCGAGGUCGAGCGCGCGGACAAGAUCCUUGACAUGGUGAAGCCUCUGAAGUCCACGGUGACGCCCAAGUUCGUCAAGUUCCUGGCCAAGAAGAUGCGUCUCAAGGGCUUGAAGGCCAUUUGCCUCGAGUACGUCCAGAGCGCCUACUUCAAGGAGUCCGUUGCCCCGGUGAAGGUGACAUCCGCUGUGCGAUUGUCGGAGGCGCAGAAGGAGAAGAUUAUCGAGAAGAUGAAGGUGAAGUGCGAGACGGACAGCAUCAAGUUGAUCGAGGAAGUGGAUGGAAACCUUAUCAGCGGAUUCAAGUUGGAGUGGGGUUACAUCGACCCUGAGAAGCUCGACGCUCCCAGCCACGGCGUGGACCUCUCCCUCAGGAACAUCCUGAACAAGAAGGCUCUCCAGGUGGGAGGCCUCGUGGAUGCUCUCUAA
This is a messenger RNA of Symbiodinium natans, 717 nucleotides long. NCBI's taxonomy places the organism in Eukaryota, Dinophyceae, Suessiales, Symbiodiniaceae. The record is from the annotation of a GenBank genome assembly.